GACAAACAAAAAUAGAGGCCGUUUUAGAGCGUGCGUUGCGUCUUUUGUGAAUCAGACGCAAUCUUUCGUGGGCCACCACCUCCUCUUCUCGAGAUACCCUAGAACGUUUUUUCACACGUUCUCGCUUUUUAUCCUUUUUUCUCUUACGAUUCUUCGGAACCUUUUACGACCAAAAUGCCUGCUGCUGACGCUUCUUCCCUUCCUGCUGCCACCAGCAAGGAGACUGCCCAGUCCGUGGCUGUUCUCGAGGACCUUCUCAAGAACCUCAACCUCUCCACCUCCCAGGAUGAGGUCAACGCUGCCACCGACAACCUGGCUCACCUGUUCAGCGGUCCCAUCCCCGAGCAGGUUCUGCCCCUGAAGGCUGUCGAGGCUUUCAAGAAGCAGCUCGCCAACAAGAAGGAUGCCAACGCCCGUGAGCGUGCCUGCAAUGCCAUCCGCGCCAUUGCUUCCCACUCCACCAUCGCUCCUGGUGUCGAGCCCCACCUUGUCGCCAUCCUCGGUGACGUCCUCGCUACCGUCGGUGACAAGAUGGUUCCCGUCAAGAACGCUGCCUCCGCUGCCGCUAUCGCCAUCGUCAAGGGCAUCAACGGCAACGCUGUCAAGGCCGUCCUCCCCCCCAUCCUCAACUCCCUCCAGAACGCCCAGAAGUGGCAAGAGAAGGCCACCGCUCUCGAGUGCAUUGAGGCUCUCGUCGAGUCUGCCCCCGCUCAGCUCUCUUUCCGUGUUCCUGACCUGAUCCCCGUCGUCUCCGAGGCCAUGUGGGACACCAAGGCUGAGAUCAAGAAGGCCGCCUACGGCACCAUGGAGAAGGUCUGCGGUCUCAUUGUCAACAAGGAUAUCGAGCGUUUCAUUCCUGAGCUCAUCAAGUGUAUCGCCAAGCCUGAGAACGUCUCUGAAACCGUUCACUUGCUCGGUGCCACCACUUUCGUCUCCGAUGUCACCGGACCUACCCUCGCUAUCAUGGUCCCCCUGCUUGACCGUGGUCUUGUUGAGCGUGAGACCGCCAUCAAGCGUAAGUCCGCUGUCAUCGUCGACAACAUGUGUAAGCUGGUCGAGGAUCCCCAGAUCGUCGCUCCUUUCUUGCCCAAGUUGAUGCCCCGUCUCGAGAAGAACUUCGAGACCCUGGCCGACCCUGAGGCCCGUGGCAAGACCAAGCAGGCCUUGGAGACUCUUACCCGUGUCGGUGAUGUCAAGGACGGCAAGAUCCCUGAGAUCUCCACCGCCGGUGACAUCUCCACCGUCGCUGCUAUUCUCAAGGACAUCCUCAAGGAGAAGCACACCACCCAGGCCGAGGGCGCUGAGGCUGUCAUCAACUACGUCGGUGCCGUUGCCGGUCAGCUCGUUGACGAGAAGGACGCUGAGGUCACCAGCUGGACCCAGAACGCCCAGCCCUACAUCGCCGCCAUCGUCGGUGAGGAGGAUGCCAAGAGCGUUGUCGAGACCCUCCGCAAGAAGGCUUCUCCCCUCGCUGCUGAGGCUGAUGCCGUUCUCUCCGAUGAGGAGGAGGGUGAGGAUCUGUGUAACUGCACUUUCUCCCUGGCCUACGGUGCCAAGAUCCUGCUCAACCAGACCAACCUCCGCCUCAAGCGUGGUCAGCGUUACGGUCUCCUCGGUCCCAACGGUACCGGUAAGACCACUCUUAUGCGCGCCAUCAACAACGAGCAGCUCGAGGGUUUCCCCAAGAAGUCCGAGGUCAAGACCGUCUACGUCGAGCACGACUUGGACGCUGCCGAUACUGAGCAGACUGUCAUUGGCUGGACCAUGAAGAAGCUCCGCGAGGUCGGUCUUGAGAUCCCUCAGUCCGAAGUCGAGGCCAAGCUUCUGGAGUUCGGUUUCCUCAAGGAGCAGCUCGAGGGCCCUAUCACCUCCCUUUCCGGUGGUUGGAAGAUGAAGCUGGCUCUUGCCCGUGCCGUCUUCGAGGACCCCGAUAUCCUUCUGCUGGAUGAGCCUACCAACCACUUGGACGUCAAGAACGUCGCCUGGUUGGAGAACUACCUCUGCACCUCCCCCUGCACGUCCAUCAUCGUUUCCCACGACAGCAAGUUCUUGGACAACGUCAUCCAGCACGUCGUCCACUACGAGCGCUUCAAGCUCAAGCGUUACCGUGGUAACCUGAGCGAGUUCGUCAAGCGUGUCCCUGCCGCUCGCUCCUACUACGAGCUCGGUGCCUCCGAGAUCGAGUUCAAGUUCCCCGAGCCCGGUUUCCUUGAGGGUGUCAAGACCAAGGCCAAGGCCAUCAUCCGUGUCAACAACAUGACCUUCCAGUACCCCAACACCCCCAAGCCCCAGAUCACCGACAUCACCUUCCAGGUCUCCCUGGGCUCCCGUAUUGCCGUCAUCGGUCCCAACGGUGCCGGUAAAUCCACCCUGGUCAACGUCCUGACCGGUGAGUUGAUCCCCACCUCCGGUGACGUCUACCAGCACGAGAACAUCCGUAUCGCCUACAUUAAGCAGCACGCUUUCGCCCACAUCGAUAACCACCUCGACAAGACUCCCUCCGAGUACAUCCAGUGGCGUUUCCAGACCGGUGAGGACCGUGAGACCAUGGACCGUGCCAACAAGAUCGUCACCGAGGAGGACGAGAAGGCCAUGGACAAGAUCUACAAGAUCGAGGGUACCUUCCGUCGCGUCAUUGGUAUCCACGCCCGUAGAAAGUUCAAGAACAGCUACGAGUACGAGUGUUCGUUCGCCCUGGGUGACAACAUCGGCAUGAAGUCCGAGCGCUGGACCCCCAUGAUGUCCACCGACAACGCCUGGAUUCCCCGUUCCGAGAUCAUGCAGUCCCACGCCAAGAUGGUCGCCGAGGUCGAUCAGAAGGAGGCCCUCGCCAGCGGUCAGUUCCGUCCCCUGGUCCGCAAGGAGAUCGAGCAGCACUGCGAGAACUUCGGUCUCGACGCCGAGCUUGUCUCUCACUCCCGCAUGCGCGGUCUUUCCGGUGGUCAGCGUGUCAAGGUCGUCCUGGCCGCCUGCUCGUGGCAGCGCCCCCACGUCAUCGUCCUGGACGAGCCCACCAACUACCUGGACCGUGACUCUCUCGGUGCCCUGUCUAAGGCCAUCAAGACCUUCGAGGGUGGUGUUAUCAUCAUCACUCACUCCCGUGAGUUCACUGAGAACCUGACUGAGGAAGUCUGGGCCGUCGUCGACGGUAAGAUGACCCCCUCCGGCCACAACUGGGUUCAGGGUCAGGGUUCCGGUCCCCGUCUGGAGGAUAAGAACGCCGGCGACACUGAGAUCGUCGAUGCCAUGGGCAACAAGACUGUCGUUGAGAAGAAGAAGAAGCUCACUUCUAGCGAAUUACGAAAGAAGCGUAAAGAGAGAAUUGCACGUAAAAAGCGGGGUGAAGAGGUUUCUGACGAUGAGGACUUUUAA
Molecule: messenger RNA, 3372 nt
Organism: Aspergillus fijiensis CBS 313.89
Lineage: Eukaryota; Fungi; Ascomycota; Eurotiomycetes; Eurotiales; Aspergillaceae
Product: putative translation elongation factor eEF-3
Exons: 3
Coding region: 175-3372 (1065 amino acids)
Molecular function (GO): ATP hydrolysis activity; translation elongation factor activity; ATP binding
Source: RefSeq, a predicted model, not a curated record